AUGGCUGAACAUGGCGUAGCAAUCUCUCUCUCAAAUGCCUCUCCAACCUCUGAGUCUUCCUCCUCCGAACACCACGCCCUCCACACCACCGGCGCCUCCUCCCACCACCAGCCACCGUUAUCCACCGCCGUCUACCCACUUAACCCAACCCCACAAUCCAAGAAGCCACGUGGCAGGCCCCCGGGCUCCAAGAACAAGCCCAAGCCCCACAUGAUGAUGGGCCAAGGCGGUGAGCCCGCCAUGAAGCCCAUCGUCAUCGACGUGCCGCAAGGAAGCGACGUCGUGGAGGCGAUUACAAACUACGCGCGUCGGCGCCACGUGAACCUGACGAUCCUGAGCGCGUCUGGCACAAUCGCUAGAGUCACUCUCUGCCACGCGAUCUCUCGUGCCCCCGCUUUCACCGUCCAUGGACCCUUCAACCUAAUGUCUCUCUCCGGCACUUACCUUUACAAUUCCCAAAAUGCCCCUAGUUCCUCUUCCUUAUUCACCAUCACUUUCUCCGGCGUUCAGGGUCAUGUCUACGGUGGCAUCAUCGGUGGCAAAGUGGUGGCGCAAACCAACGUCUCUGUCAUGGUCACUGCUUUCAAGAACGCUGAGUUCUACAAAGUCCCUGAAGGCUCUGAAGAAAGGGACAACAAUGAUGACAACAAUAACGAUAAUAAUAAUGAUAAUAACAAUAAUAACAACCCUAAUAUUUCUGAAUUUGGUGGAAACGAGAACAUGACCGGGUUCAAUGUCAAUCCCUGGGGGGUCGUUAUGUGA
This is a messenger RNA of Abrus precatorius (Indian licorice), 762 nucleotides long. RefSeq names its product AT-hook motif nuclear-localized protein 28-like. Gene Ontology annotation, cellular component: nucleus. The transcript has a single exon. The coding region runs from base 1 to 762 and encodes 253 amino acids. Gene Ontology annotation, molecular function: DNA-binding transcription factor activity; minor groove of adenine-thymine-rich DNA binding. The record is from RefSeq and is a predicted model, not a curated record. Lineage: Eukaryota; Viridiplantae; Streptophyta; Magnoliopsida; Fabales; Fabaceae.